AUGGACGAGCUUGAUGCCAAGAUAAUUGCGACGCUUCGACAGAACGGCAGGGCGUCCAACGCAGGUAUCGCACGGAGCGCGGGGGUGAGCGAAGGCACGGUGCGCCGCAGGCUGCGCCGCCUCAUCGACGAAGAGCACAUCUUCGUAGCAGCUAUCCCAAAUCCCGCGAUGAUGGGCAAUCCCUUCGAGGCGCUUAUCGGCGUGUCAAGUGGACCCGGACAAAGCCGACUUGGUGGCGGCCGCAAUGGCCGUGAUGGAUGA
Geodia barretti is the source of this 261-nucleotide messenger RNA. Lineage: Eukaryota; Metazoa; Porifera; Demospongiae; Tetractinellida; Geodiidae. The record is from the annotation of a GenBank genome assembly.